Molecule: messenger RNA, 653 nt
Organism: Poecilia latipinna (sailfin molly)
Lineage: Eukaryota; Metazoa; Chordata; Actinopteri; Cyprinodontiformes; Poeciliidae
Gene: ccl25b
Product: chemokine (C-C motif) ligand 25b
Exons: 5
Coding region: 150-452 (100 amino acids)
Biological process (GO): immune response
Cellular component (GO): extracellular region
Molecular function (GO): chemokine activity
Source: RefSeq, a predicted model, not a curated record
AAAGACUGAGCAAGGAGGAAGGCAGACUAUAAGAAUACUGGCUCAAAGCAAACUGGGUCAGAGAAAAAGUUUUUUCUUUCAAGACAUCGUGUGGAGUCCUGAAUGUGAGCACCGAACAGCAAGCAGCAACAGCAAGAACAGCAGCAACCAUGAAGUUUCAAGUUUUUGCCAUCCUUCUGCUUUUCACCUGCAUGUACCUGAGUGUGGCGCAAGGCUCCUAUGACAACUGCUGCCUUGGCUAUAUUAAAGUGAAUGGAAGAGUUCCUAAGAGGAACAUCGAGAGCUACAGGAUACAGGAAACAGAUGGCGAUUGCAACAUCAGAGCGAUUGUGUUUACCAUGAAAAAGAGGCGCGAUGGCGUAAGGAAAACCCUUUGUGCCAAUCCUACGGAGACCUGGGUGCAGCAGCAGAUGAGCAUUGUCGAUAGAAAAACCCUGAAAAAGAGUUUUUAAAGGAGAAAUACCAGAGAGGAGAGAGAAGAGGGGUCACUUCACCUCCCUGUCAGGCGUCGUUUGUCAUCUUCGAUCACGUGGAUUGUGUUUCACUUAUUUUUAUAUUUCCUGUUGCUGAGAGUGAAUGUAAAACAUGUAAGCAGUCCUUUAUACCACAAUCAUAGUUUAUCAUGAAAGUUAUAGCCAGUAUCAAUAAUUUCA